Messenger RNA from Strongylocentrotus purpuratus (purple sea urchin), 2059 nucleotides. RefSeq names its product ectonucleotide pyrophosphatase/phosphodiesterase family member 7-like. The transcript is spliced from 7 exons. Bases 106 to 1425 code for a protein of 439 amino acids. NCBI's taxonomy places the organism in Eukaryota, Metazoa, Echinodermata, Echinoidea, Camarodonta, Strongylocentrotidae. The record is from RefSeq and is a predicted model, not a curated record.
ACAUUCUCGAAUCCAAACAAAAUUCUGAUGUAAACACCGGAAAGAGAUCAUACAUUCGGAGUAAGCAGUUCUGCAGGUAGCUGUUUCCUCAUCGUUGGGUCCGAAAUGGCGGGAAUAUCCGUGUCGAAAAUCUCCUUGAUGGUUUGGUUUGUCGUUUGUAUCGGAGUUGAGACAGCUUCUGUUACCAAUGAUAAGGAGAAGGUCAUCUUCAUCCUUGCUGACGGUCUAAGAUGGGAUCGAUUCGGUCAGGCCCUACCAAACUUCAUCAAGAUGGAGGAGAAUGGAGUAAAAGCUGAUUGGUUGAAUGGCGUCUUCAUGACCAUGACUAUUCCUAGCACGUUCUCUAUCGCUACAGGGCUGUAUCCCGAGAGUCAUGGUGCAGUACACAACCUGUUCUUCAACGCUACGUCAGGCGAGAAGUCGCCGUCAUUCAUGGCGACCAUGAACUACACGGAGUGGUUUGACACAGGCGCAGAGCCGAUUUGGGUGACGACUAUCCUGCAAGGUGGCAAGGCCGGUACCAUUCUGUACACGGGGAGUAAUGUGCCUAUCAAGGGAGUGCAGCCGACAAAAAAUAUACCAAUUAAUCUAUCAGGAUCAUGCUUUGGUUUACCGAUGGGGGAUCGCAUCGAUACGGCGUUGUCAUGGAUGACGGACGAGGAUUUCGACAUCGUGGUCAUCUACUUCAACCUGCCCGACUUCAACCUCCACAGCUACGGCACCGAGGACCAGCGCACCUUCGAUACCCUGCACGAGGUCGACGAGGCCAUCGGCUACCUCUUCGAUCGCAUUGACGAAGAAGGCCUGACCGACAUCGUCAACGUCAUCAUCGCCAGCGACCACGGGCACAUCAAUUCUGAGGUUGGGAAACAUGUCCUGCUGUACGACUACAUCAACAGUUCGGAUGUCGAGUUCAUUGUCGCUGACUAUGGUCCAUGCUUUCAGCUCAACCCGAUCGAGGGAAAGCAAGAUGAGGUUUACACAACUCUGAAGAGCGCCCACCCAGCACUCACUGUGUACAAGAAGGAGGAGCUACCUGAGAGGUAUCACUAUGGCAAUAACGAACGUGUUCUCGAUAUCUUCGGCUGCGUUGAUCCGGGCUGGCAUCUUCAUACGACAAUCCAAGGCAACGAUACAUUCCUUAUCUCCGAUCAUGGCUACGAUAACAAAUGGAUGGUAAUGAAAUCCUCUUUCUAUGCCCAGGGUCCGCACUUCAAGAAGAACCACCGCGCCACACCUUUCGAAUCGGUCGACAUCUACUCGAUGAUAUGCGAGAUCCUUUCGCUCCACCCAGCUCCAAACAACGGAUCACGCGAACGCUACGAGGCCAUAUUUGCUAUUACAGGCGCAGCGAACCGGUCGGUUUCCGCUACGGUGCCUAUCUGUGUGUUUCUCUUCAUAACUUCAAUGUCAUUAUUCAUGUAAAGCGUAUUGGGUCCAAAUGGAUUUUCGCAAUGGGGUUUCUGGAAUAUUAUUUCAGCUGAUAUUUUUGUAUGGUUAUGAAAGGGUACGUUGUAAAAUGUUUAUAACAACAUUUUGUUCAUAUACUCCAGCACAAAGAGAGUACCAUCGGCCUUCACGCUGCGUUGUUUAGAAUCCCUCGAAAGUUUUUGAACAAGAUGUUUUAUAAGUGGUUUAUCUAUUUUGAUUUUAUUGUGUACAGUUAGGGAGAUGGGGAGUAUUCUCGCCAGCAUAUAACAGUCAUGUAAAUAGUAAAGUAUCUUCAGAACUUUCGAUAGAUACCUGUAUGUGAAAUAUUUGAUAUAACUGUUUAAAUCUGAUGCUUCAACUUAAAAAUAUAUAUAUCUUUCUGUUUGGUAUCCAUAUCGGUUUGCUUUUUAUGUAUGAAUGCUUUCAUGAUGUGACUCAGGUUAAUGUUCUAAUAAUGUAUUGUCUGCUGAUCGAGAUCUGGAACGGUGUUGACUCAUUCUUGUUCAACUUUAAUUUAAAGGGGACAUCCACCCUGAUAUAAAGUUGGUUUUAAUUGUAGCAGAAAUUUAGAGAAACAAGUUAGUGACAGUUUGAGCUAAAUCCGAUACAAAAAAAGGAAAGUUAUGAA